Molecule: messenger RNA, 4789 nt
Organism: Myxocyprinus asiaticus (Chinese sucker)
Lineage: Eukaryota; Metazoa; Chordata; Actinopteri; Cypriniformes; Catostomidae
Product: sodium-dependent neutral amino acid transporter SLC6A17-like
Exons: 12
Coding region: 430-2622 (730 amino acids)
Biological process (GO): L-leucine transport; alanine transport; proline transport
Cellular component (GO): synaptic vesicle; plasma membrane
Source: RefSeq, a predicted model, not a curated record
GUAGGUUGGUUAGAAGUCUCAUAGCGGACAACGCCCACAGAUGUGUCACUGUGACCCCAAAUUUACUAUUUUGGGCUGAUAAAGAAUACACAAUUGCGCACGGUGGGCUUUGCGUCAGGCAGCGCGCUCUCGCACUCUGCGCAUUUCUGGACUGGUUCAGUCGUGUUAGCGGAAACGGCACAUCAAGUGCCUCAACGAGAAAACACUGUAUAGGAGCCGUUAGAUUAAUACUCCAGGUUCAUAUCACUGCUUGAGAUCUAUAUGAGCACAUUUGCAUCUUAUCCUAUCUCUUCGACAUCCAUUAAGAGCACAAACCUUUAUUCUCCACACCUGUCUCCCUCAAGCCAAAGGGGAAACUAUUGUCCUCUAUUCUGCCCUGUUCUUCUUUCACACCUUUAAUUGUCGGGAUAACCACGACACGGCAGAACCAUGCCCAAGAGCAGUAAAGUGACUCAGCACGAGCACAGUAAUGAGCAUGUCACAGAGUCUGUGGCCGACCUCCUGGCACUGGAGGCUCCCAUGGACUACAAGAGCAGCCAGAUGAGCAUGAACGUGGCGGGAGGAGGCGCACCACCCAUAGGCAAGCCAGACAUCUUCCCCGACCUGGAAGAUGGUCGCCCUGCCUGGAACAGUAAGUUGCAGUACAUUCUGGCCCAGGUGGGCUUCUCGGUGGGCCUGGGCAAUGUGUGGCGUUUCCCUUACCUUUGCCAGAAGAAUGGAGGAGGUGCCUACCUUGUUCCAUACUUCAUCCUGCUUAUUCUUAUUGGCGUUCCACUCUUCUUCUUGGAACUGGCAGUUGGCCAGAGGAUCCGUCGAGGGAGCAUUGGAGUGUGGAAUUAUGUUUGUCCACGACUCGGUGGGAUUGGAGUGUCCAGCCUGAUGGUGUGUGGCUUUGUGGGUCUGUACUACAAUGUGAUCAUUGGCUGGAGCAUCUUCUACUUUUUUCAGUCUUUUCAGUAUCCUCUGCCCUGGAGCGACUGUCCCAUCCGAAGGAAUGGCAGCCAAGCCAUUGUGGAACCAGAGUGUGAGAAGAGCUCAGCAACCACGUACUUCUGGUACCGCGAGACCCUGAACAUCACCAGCACAAUUGCUGACAGCGGGGGUCUGAACUGGAAGAUGACUCUGUCCCUGCUGGCUGCCUGGAUAAUUGUCUGUCUGGCUGUAAUAAGGGGCAUUCAGUCUUCUGGGAAGGUGAUGUACUUCAGCUCUCUUUUUCCCUAUGUGGUGCUCUUCUGCUUCCUGGUGAGGGGGCUGUUUCUUAAAGGAGCAGUAGAUGGUAUCGCUCACAUGUUCACACCCAAGCUGGAGAUCAUGCUGGAGCCACAAGUGUGGCGUGAGGCUGCCACUCAGGUCUUCUUUGCUCUGGGUCUGGGUUUCGGAGGAGUCAUUGCUUUUUCCAGCUACAACAAGAGAGAUAACAACUGCCAUUUUGAUGCCGUGCUGGUCUCCUUCAUCAACUUCCUGACCUCUAUACUGGCCACACUAGUGGUGUUUGCUGUGCUGGGCUUUAAAGCCAAUAUCAUGAAUGAGAAAUGUGUGGUGGAGAAUGCUGAAAAGAUUCUGGGCUAUUUAAACUCAAAUGUGCUAAGUCAGGAUCUUAUUCCCCCUCAUGUCAACUUCUCCCACCUUACCUCGUCUGACUAUGCUGAGUUGUACGGUGUGAUAAAAAUUGUGAAAGAAGACAGCUUUGAACAGCUGGGGCUGGAGCAGUGUUUGCUGGAGGAUGAACUCAAUAAGUCUGUUCAAGGCACUGGUUUGGCUUUUAUUGCCUUCACAGAGGCCAUGACCCAUUUUCCAGCUUCUCCAUUUUGGUCUGUCAUGUUUUUCUUCAUGUUAAUUAACCUGGGACUGGGCAGCAUGAUUGGCACCAUGACUGGCAUCACCACACCAAUUCUGGAUGCCUUCAAAAUUCGCAAAGAGGUCCUCACAGUGGGCUGCUGCAUUGUGGCCUUUUUUUGCGGCCUGCUGUUCGUCCAGCGUUCAGGGAACUACUUUGUCACCAUGUUUGAUGACUACUCUGCUGGUCUGCCUCUCACCAUUGUGGUGAUUCUAGAGAAUGUAUCUGUAGCCUGGAUCUAUGGCACCAAAAGGUUCAUGCAGGAUCUGGAGGACAUGCUGGGUUUCAGGCCUUACACUGUAUACUUCUAUCUGUGGAAGUACGUGUCUCCAGUGUGCCUGAUCAUACUGAUUUCUGCAUCUGUUGUAGAGAUGACCAUCAGCCCUCCAGGAUACAAUGCAUGGGUGCAGGACCUGGCCAUGGAGAGGUUUCAGAGUUAUCCUCCUUGGGCUCUAGUGAUGUGUUUCGCUCUCAUUAUUGUAGCCAUGCUUCCUCUUCCACUGGUUUUCCUUGCUCGUCACUUUAACUGGCUCCCUGAUGGCUCCAACAAGCUAUCCGUCUCUUACCGCAAGAGUCUGGCAAAGGAGGCUUCCACCCUGGAAGAUGAGACAAGGUUUAUACUUGGAAAGAACCCCAGCGAAGCUCCAUCUCCAAUGCCCAGUCACCGUGCUUAUCUGGGCCCAGGCAGCACCUCUCCUGUGGAACUCAUCACCAACUCUACCUCUAUCAGCGGAUAUGGCAGCAGUUAUCAGACCAAUCCUGCCCCCCCCAAAUCUGAGUCAUGAUCCUUCAACCCACCAACCAGAGACUGAGAGAGAAAGAGAGAAGAGAAGAUAGGAACAUGCUGAACAGAUAAGAAGGUCCUAGUGUUGGUCACACCUUAACCCAAGCCAUGCAGAGGAGCAGGAUAACAAGAAAAUGGAAAGAAAGACACAGAGAUCCUUCACUAUAUCACACGUGCAGCCCUACCUACAGUAAGCAAGGAACAUGCCAUUAUACAGACAGCCUCCUCUGCGCCCUUUUAUUCAUUCAGACUAAAGAUGCUGUUCUUAAGGUGAGACCCCAGGGCUUCCAGAUCAGUCGCAUAACUGAAUGUAAGGUGGCUUUGUGAGUUUGACUGUAAAUCUUAUUUUCAUAUACAGAUAAAUUAAAUCAACCCUUAGAAGAAAUGAAAUGAAAUGAAAACAAAUCAUCAUUUAUUCACCCUCAUUUUGUUCCAAACCCAUCUGACUGACUGACUUAUAUGUAACACAAAAGGAGGUGUUAGGCAGUGUUAGUCACCAUUCAGUUUUAUUGUAUGAAAUAAAGAUGCAAUGAAAGUGAAUGGUGACUAAGGCGAAAACCUAUUUUUGUGUUCCUUAGAAGAAAGAAAGUCUUGCCAGUCAUAGGGGGAACAACUUGAGGAUGAGUAAUGAUUAAAAAAAAAAAACAUUUUUAAGUGAAAUAUCCCUUAAUAUAGUAAUGACGAAAAUGAAGAAAACAUAAUCAACAGAUUAAUACCAUGAGAAAAGCGGGUUUUUUUUUUAGUCCUAACCAGCCGUGGCUGCGACAAGUUCCUCAUCCACAGUGAAAUCUAAUUAGACCAAAAUCCUGCUCCUCAUAACUGCAUAUUAAACAUCCAUAAUCACAACAGUUUCAUUUAAAAUUGCUUGUCGUUUGAAAUUUGAUGCAUCACUCCUGGUUAGGACACAUCGUGAGAAGUUAUGUCUCUGUGACUGGUCUGGGGCCCAGUAAAUGCCAUAGGGGUGUUAACACACCCCUCUCUGUGUGUGUUGUGGUGAUCGUUCUUGCUCAGGUUAAGGUGUUGCCAAUGAUGCUGAACUCUAGACAUCAUACAGUAUGCAGAAGAUGCCAUACAAGAGCCUCAUUAUCCUGCAGGAUUUUUAUUUAAACCCACAUUCAGAGCUCUGAAGACAACUCAGAGGGGCUUCAGAGAAACUUAAACUUUCACUUAAUGAUAAUAAGCCCUCUAAUAGAUAUUUAAGUAUCACUGUUAAGUACAGACCACCUGACAGUAGAGCAAAUUGAUAGCUGUUAAAAAAGUAAAGCACAUGUUCCUUUUUUCCAAGUGUUCUUGGUUAUAGAGUUUACAGACUUUGUACUACUACAGUCUGUCAUGUUCACAUUUUACCACUGGAGGGCAAUAUACAGUAUACUAUGUAUUCGUAAACAACACACAUAGUCUCAGUGCAGUAUAUCAUAUAUAUACAGUAUCAGUGUCAGGUACAGGCUGUUUUUGCCACUAGAUUAAGCUUCUUUUCUAAGUUUCAUUUUUGGAAAGUUUAUGUAGAGGUUUUUAUUUUUUUUUAAUAAAGAAAACAAGAAAUGUGACUGCCUGAUGAUAGGUGAUAUUUACAGUGCAAAGCACAAGAAAUGAUGUACAGUUUCAGAAUGCAAUAAGGGGUACAGAUUUAGCCAAGUUAGCUCCACCAAUUACAAUAGCUCUAACACUAAUAACACAUUAAUUUAAGAGCAACAUUUGCAUAUCUGCAGUGGCAAUAAAAGGGAUUUUGUUGAAUGGCAUUAACUGGCAUUCAUUCUCUCAGCUUUACUUUCCAACCCAGUUCUAAACCAGUGGAGACAUACUGUAUGUAAAAGUGAAAUCUACAGUUUUUCAGUUUCUACCGACAGUUAUAGCGCUUAGUGGAGACUAGCCUAUAUCGCAGAAUAUAUGUAAUAAUACUGUAAUUCCAAGUGACUAAUUCCAAGUGACUCUUAAUAGGGGAUGGUACUUAAAACUACUGUAUGUUAUGUUUUUAGUAACUUAUAUUUUGCCACAAAACAUUUAAAUGGUUAAGAAGUGCUGUUUGCUUAUGAUUUACCAAUGUCAAUGUCUUUUUUUACAUAUACAUACAGUAUGUGAGUUUACUGCAUGGAGAAUUAUUUGACCCUUGUUCAACACUGUCCAUUUUCCGAACUGCGCUGCUGAUCUCUGGAACAUAUGCAAUAUAA